AUGGAAGGAGAGAAUGAGAAAAGGAGAGGGACGAUGAGGCAGAUGGAGAGCAAAAAUGAGAAUGAGAAAUUUUUUGAUGACUUCUCAGGAGGUAAGAGGAGUAGCAAGCAAAUCUCUAAUGCAAACAAAGGUUCAUAUAAUGUUGAAGGAACUCCCAUGGCAGGUAAGUUCACUGCCUCUGGUAGGCUUUGUAUGACAAAGUUAAAAAGGUCUCCACAUGAUGUAUGUGUGAUUUGUAGUGCAACUGCGCCUGUAGAAUCAGCUGAUGCAGUGAAUAGGGUGAAAUAG
Molecule: messenger RNA, 288 nt
Organism: Dovyalis caffra
Lineage: Eukaryota; Viridiplantae; Streptophyta; Magnoliopsida; Malpighiales; Salicaceae
Source: the annotation of a GenBank genome assembly